Acanthocheilonema viteae is the source of this 2394-nucleotide messenger RNA. NCBI's taxonomy places the organism in Eukaryota, Metazoa, Nematoda, Chromadorea, Rhabditida, Onchocercidae. The record is from the annotation of a GenBank genome assembly.
AUGUGGCACGACGAGAUAGUAUAUCAACUUUCUUGUUCCCUGUUGAUAUUCAUCACAUGUUGUUAUGCGGUUUAUAAUACGAAUGAAUUGCAAAAUGUCGUGUAUGAUCUCGAAAUCGCUGAAAUUCCUUUCGGAUUUGAAAGUUUAGAAUUGGAUAGUGUAACAUUAGAGGAAAAGAUGCCGAAGAAUACAUUACUGGGGAUAUACGAUGUGGACGAUAAGAACGCAACUGUUGUUGUUAGUGAAUUUGGACAAAAAUUCAUCUGUUCCUUGCCCAAAAUUCCAUUAACAAAAGCAAAUGAUGAAUCGCAAUCAAAUUUAACGGUGAAUUUGAUUUCUGAUGUUAUAGCAGCAAGCUUUUAUGUACAGAAUUGCAUUCGAAAGAAUACAGGAUGGUGGACAUACGAACUUUGCUAUAACAAACAUGUGCAGCAAUUCCGUCUUGAAGGCUCAAAAAUUGUUGGCAAGAUUAUUUCCUUAGGACAUUAUAAAAACAACUCGGAUAUAAAUUUAUCAAGACACAAAAGUGAAGAGCUACCUUAUUUCGAACAAAUUUAUGAUGAUGGAACAGUUUGCGAUGUGACAGACAAAUCGAGACUUGCACGUGUGUGGUAUAUAUGUGAUGAUAUGUUAUCGACAAGCGAAGCGUACAUCGCUGAUGUUGAUGAGCCAUCCUCAUGUGAAUAUAUUAUAAAAGUGAAAACAGGGUCACUUUGCAAGUUGGAUGUCUUUUCAAGUCAAAACAAGCCGCGUGAACCUUUGUCAAUCAUAUGUCGUCCACUACUGGAGCAGAAAGGUGUUGAACAAUAUCUCGAAAACGUAGCUGAACAAAAGCGACAAAAAGAAGAAGCUAAGAAAGAAUCGGAACUUCUUGCAGCACGAGCAGAUAGCAUUCAGCGACAGAGAUAUGCGAGGAAACAGCUGGCAAAACGAACAGCAAGCAGUAUAAAGGAAAUGGAAGCGACGGAGAAAGAACUCAAAAUAAUGUAUGAGGAUAUAAUGAAAUCAAUCGCAAAGCUGAAUGUCGACCCUACGAAGAUGAAAGCAGAUAUACACUUUAUAUACGACGACUUACAUGAGAUGGAAACCCGUUACAUCACCGAAGCGGAUGAAGAUCGCGGGAAUAUAUAUUGGUACUUCAAAGAUCCUUAUUGGAAUCGUAAAUUUUUUCCCGUUACUCUUGCUUACUCACGCGCUAUAAAUAAUUAUUAUCUGACGAUGUCGUCGUUCUUGAAAAAAAUAGAUGAGGAAUAUGACGAGAAAAAAAUGUCGUUUUCAAAAUUUUUGCACGAUAUCGAUGAAAAAUUGGUAACAGAGACACAUCUGAGUAUAAUGAUUGGUUCGUUAAGGAAAGCUUUCCAUGAAGGUAUUUUCCCAGAUAUUAUAAAUGAUGUGGACGAUGCAGAAAAUCCACUUCUAGCAGCAAUGUGGACUAAUGCUGAGAAGCAGCUUGAGAUAUUGCAGCUCUUUGAAUACAAAGUAUUGAAAUUGCUCAAUCGAGGGAUAGAAUUUGCAGCAGAAGAUCUAAUGUCCCAUGUUGCUCGGCAGCUUCUCUCUGUUCGCACAUUGUUAAUAAAUGGCGGAAGUGAUUAUAAUUUUGACCGGAAACUCAGUUAUAUUUCGGUCGAGAAAAUGUUUCUGAAAUUUAUGCAAAGCUACAAUCGUGCGGUGUUGCGUCACGAUAAAAAGUUAGAUAAUUUCAUGAAGUAUGUUUCGGCCGAGAUGUUUAAGUUGUUUGAAAAUUCAAAUAUAUCUCCCGCCCGAAUUGAAGAUUUGAAUUCUGAAAAUGCUCAUCUUUUCUAUACAGAGACUUUCAAAAUUGAAAAUUGGCAGACAACUGAAGAAACGGGUGAUAAUGAUAAAAGAGGGGGAUCUCAAAAUGUCAUGAGCAAAGAAGAAAAAGCUGCACAGAUGAGGAUGCUUGAGAGAGCCAAAAGAAAAAACUUGAGGAAAAAAGUUGAGCGUUAUUUACGAUCAAAGAGAACAUCAAAAAAGAGUGAACGGGAUGAAACAUUAUUGCACGAUGAUCUUGAUGAUCUGCGAAAGCAGCUGUUUGUUUUCAAAAAUGCCUUGGAAGAGAAAAUUCGGGAAACAGGUUUAAUCCAAGGAGCAGAAGUUAAAGUUCAGCUAGUUUCUUCGGUAGGUGAUGUUAUCAGUAGUGCAGGUGUUGGAGGAUUAGCUGGUGAGCGUGUAACUGCGCUGCUAAAGGCAUUUUUCCUUGAGCAGUACAGUGUUAAUGAUGAAGAAAAUCGAUAUGAUCGACUGGCACGGGGUUAUACUUAUGGUGCUGAUGAAGAGGAAAGAGAGAAAGUGAGAAAGAACGGUGACGAUGAUGAUGAUGACGAUGAUUUGAAAUCAAAUGUUCUUCCUAUUUUGAAACGGAUCUUACCUUAG